AUGUCUAUGUCGACCGAUCUUUCUCUUGGAGAAAUUCUCCACCUUUCGCUCGGCGAAGGCGUUAAGUGCUUUGGGCUUACCAAAAUCCUUGGAGGAACCAGGCCAUGCAAUCACCCGCUUGGCAAGCAAACGCUGGCUGAAGCACGCUAUAUCCUUGUUCAAACUACGGGUCAACUUGAGCGGGGUGGGCAAACGAUCGACCAGCAUCUUAUCAAUCUGUCCAAUCUACUUGUUCAAUCGCGACAUGGUGUAAAUAGUCGCAAUCGUCGGGAAAGCUUGAAAUCUGAAUGGCUGGGAUUUGUACAGGACUUCCGACGAGCCCAAAUUCAUUCAGAAACUCUGAUUGAAAUCUUACAUCAGCGCGAGGAUGAUGAACUGGACAACGCGUCGGAGGAUGAAGAUCUGCAAGAAGUUCCAGCCCCUGUUUUAGCUAUUGAGAGCGACACCGCAACCUCCAUUGUAGCUACCCGGUCAACACACACCGACCUCGACACUACGCCCGAUUCUACCCCCAUCCCCGAUCUACCUACGCAAGCUGAAGAAAGCCAAGUGCAGAUCAGCGAAGAACGCACAUCCAAUGUUUUGCGUCCCGUCCCUGAGUCUCUUGGCGACCGUACCUCUCUCACCCCGGCCUGCCUUUCCGGUGCCCACACAUCCUUCCGAUCUGCCGAUGACGUAUCUCCUGAAUCUGUCUGGCUUCUUCUACUUCAGUUCUGCUUCGGGGUCCGGGCACUGAUGCUCGUGAAACUACAUGCUUUUUGCUCUAUCGAUGGCUACGUCCGCUUUGGGAGGGGAUCUUUUGCGGAUUUGCAAUUCCUAGCCAGGAACAUCUUCUUUUCGAAUGAACCGACCCGAGCGCAUGUUUUUAUGAUUUCAUGCUGUUAUAUUCUGUUUGGUUUGCUCCAGAUUUUGUUGAGAAGCGAUGUGUUGGUGGUGCUAGUAUUGUGA
Molecule: messenger RNA, 948 nt
Organism: Penicillium cosmopolitanum
Lineage: Eukaryota; Fungi; Ascomycota; Eurotiomycetes; Eurotiales; Aspergillaceae
Exons: 1
Coding region: 1-948 (315 amino acids)
Source: RefSeq, a predicted model, not a curated record